Erythranthe guttata (spotted monkey flower) is the source of this 1367-nucleotide messenger RNA. RefSeq names its product RNAse THREE-like protein 2 (gene RTL2). Gene Ontology annotation, cellular component: nucleus; cytoplasm. The record is from RefSeq and is a predicted model, not a curated record. Gene Ontology annotation, biological process: siRNA processing. Lineage: Eukaryota; Viridiplantae; Streptophyta; Magnoliopsida; Lamiales; Phrymaceae. Gene Ontology annotation, molecular function: RNA binding; ribonuclease III activity.
UCAACUUUAUCAAAAGAGAGGAACACUCUUUUCAACACCGUUAAAAGAAAACAGAAAAAUAAAAUCCUAUUUUAAAAUUGAGACCUCGAACAUGCUGCCGCCGGUGAUUACACCGACGAAGAAACGCAGGCUCACGCCUCCGCGGAAGGAGGUUGAGGCGAAUCGAGAAAUCUCGGAUAUGGAUGCGUCGGUGAGAGCGGUGGAGAAUCUUCUCAGGUACAGCUUCAGGAACAAGAAGCUUCUCGAAGAGGCCUUGACUCACUCCUCCUACACCGGCUCCGCCUCCUACCAGCGCCUCGAGUUCGUCGGCGACGCCGCUCUCGGAUUGGCCGUCUCCAAUUACGUUUACCUCCGCUACCCCGACGUCGACCCGGGGAAGCUCUCGCUCGUACGCGCCGCCAACAUCAGCACCGAGAAGCUCGCGCGCGUUGCCGUCCGCCACCAGCUCUACAAAUACGUCCGCCACAACGUGGCCGCGCUUGGGAAAAAUGUAGCGGAAUUUGUGACGGCGGUAGAGCAGGAGGGUGAAGCAGAAAUUUACGGGGGCUCUACUAAAGCACCAAAAGUUCUCGCAGACAUUGUGGAAUCGGUGGCAGCUGCUGUAUAUGUUGAUUGUAACUUUGAUUUGAAGGAUAUGUGGAUGAUCUUUAGUGACCUUCUAGAGCCUAUUAUUAUGCUUGAUGAGCUGGAAGAACAACCACAACCCGUUACAAUGCUCUUUGAACUAUGUCAAAAGGAUGGGAAGAAAGUUGAAAUAAGGUAUCGGAGAGAAGGAGAGAGAAAUAUUGCAAGUGUAUAUGUUGACGGGCAAUUUGUUGAGUCGGCUUCUUCUGAGCAAAAAGAGAAUGCAAAACUUCAUGCUGCAAAGGCUGCUCUGCUGAAGUUGUCCUAUGAAUCUGAUGAGAUAAUGAAUGUGGCGGACCAACUCAACGUGGACAAUGAAAUUGAAGGAGCAAAACAGAAACUGCACGAGCUGUGUGGCAAGAAGAAAUGGCCUAAACCUAAUUACAAAAUCGAGAGAGAAGUUGGUCGUGCUCACGAGAAGAGAUAUUUAAGCUCCGUCAAAAUUGAAAUCAGUGAAGGUACUCUUUUUGUGAUUGGUAACGAAAAGUCACGACUAAAAGAGGCAGAUAACUCAGCAGCUUCUGCAAUGCUUCUUGCUCUAAAGGACUCCAAGUACAAAUAAGUAUUCUAGUAUUGGACUUGUGGCUAGAGUUGUUAAUUUAUAUCAUAUAAAUGGAUCAUUGAAUCCAGUUAUACAACUACUUUUCAUUCAGUACUCAAACUACCCACAUGUAAGAUUAUCGAUUCAUGGUUGAUAACAGCAAUAAUAAAAAGCUAAACGCUUUGUUUUAAGUCUUAACCAA